AUGGAAAAUCCGACUAAGAUAAACCUCCCAUGGCCUGGGAAUAUGUUUGAAGAAAGUAUACUGUGUACCAAUAGGGGAUUUUGUUCAACACAAAAACAGGAAUAGAAAUACCUGGAAAAGCUCAGCAGGUCUAGCAGCAUCGGCGGAGAAGAGUACAGUUGACAUUUCGAGUCCUCAUUUUGUUCUCUUAGAAGGUUAAAUGCAGCACUGAUAAAUCCAUUGUUUUAUAUAUAUAUGUCAGGUUAAUUUGAUCAACUGAGAAUUUUUAACAGUUAUAAUGGACUGAUUAUGUAAUAUAACUUAUCAAAUGAAAAGCACUAAACUUUCAGGUUCCAAUACAAAUAAUUUUUCAGAUAUAAUUAAGUAACAUAACAGAAAAUGGAUAGGAAAACAAUACUUUGUACCAAGGUCAAAUACAAAUUCCAUCAUUGCUGGCCAUUAAUAUAAAUUGUGCAGAUUAAAAACAUGUGUUUUAAGUACAACUGAAUUCAUUAUUCAAAUAAUUAAGUCUAAUUGGCAUGCUCCAAAAACAUAGUUUAGCAGUGGUAAGUGAUUGGGCCAAAAAAGUCCUUGAAAGUUUGCAUUUAAUUUGCUCCUGAAGAACUGAAUGAAUAGUAACAAUCCCUGAGUGUGGCAUUCUCUGUAAAGGAGGAAUAAAUUAAUCAUGGCAAGUCUAUAUGUAAACAACAUGAACAUUUUAAUUGGUGAAUCAUCUCAAUUCAUAGUAGUUACAAAGAACUUUAGAACCACCACAUCAUCAUUAGUACCUAAUUAAACAACAUUGUUUAAGCCAAUCAUAUCAACAUGUGCAAUAAGGGAUGGGUAUCUUUUGCCCCAGAAACAACAAAAAAUACUUUAGUCUGGGUAGGUUUCUCUAUCUACACAAAAGGACAGUAGCAUGGAAAAUUAAUAGCAUGAUAUUAUUAAUUAUCUGCUGAUAAAGAGCUGCUACAGAAUACCAGGUGGUUUUUGUUUAAGAAAAUGGAAGAAGCAAUGAUUCCUCAGCAACUGGAAAAUGCAAAAAGACUGAAAGAAUUCAAUUUCUAUUUCAACGAUAAAGGGCAACUGAGACACAUGGAAACAAACCAACCAUUUGUUUAUAAACAAUAUAGUAAUAUGAGCAACUUGAACCACCAGUGGUACAAAGCCUUUGGAACAGUUCUGGCCGAGUAUGUAUACGAACUCUUGGAAAAAGAAUGUCAACUGAAACGCGUCUAUAUUCCCUUUGAUACAGCAGAGGAUGGUUCUAAAAGUUUCUGCUUCAUGACUGAGGGUGCCUUGACUAAUUCUUCCAAGUUAAUUGUUCUACUGCAAGAUCGUGGAGUCAUGCGGGCUGGUACAUGGUCCCAGCAAUUGAUUGUGCAUGACUGCCUGGACACUGGCACUCAAAUCCCUUUUAUUAAGCAAGCUGUAAGGGAGCAGUAUGAAGUGAUUGUAUUAAACAGUAAUGACAACUUUAUGGCUAUUAAGCAAGAUGACACAGAAGAGAAAAAACAAUGUGAUUUUGAUCAAAAAGAUCACAACUUAAAGCUUGAACAAAUACCAAAAAGAGGUUUUGAAACUCCUGAAGCACACGCCUUCUACAUUUGGGACCACUUUAUAUCUAAGUCUCCUGAGGUGAAUGUAGCCUUCAUAGUCCAUGGCUAUGGUGGGUUGGCAUUUGUGAACCUCUUAAAUGAGCGUAAAGAUGUAAUGAGCAAAGUCUAUGCUGUGGCCUUCAUAAACUCUGCUCACAAUGCAGACCAUCAAAACGUUGGGCAAAUAGGUCGGAAUUGGAUAGAAAAAAAAUGCCGUAACUGGUUAUUGAGCUCCAAACCUCUAGACAAGCUUGUACCCUCAGUGAGGACAGGCUGUGCACAGGUUUCUGCAGGCACUGAAAACCAUGACUUGGCCCCCUCAACUUGCCUUCACUCUAUUUUCAAGUACCUGAAGAAAGUUGCAAAUGUGCAGAAAACUAAUCAAUUCAUUCGAUCACCAAUUGUUACAAGAAGUUUAAGUAAGAAACUGAAAGCAAAAAAAAAGAGAAAGUAGCAUUGUUUGUUGAAUUAUGUAAACAAAUCCAAUAAAGCAACAAUACUUCGCAAUAAAACCAUGAACAGAAAGAGCCCUACAGCUGAAACAUCAACUAAUGUUCUCUCCGUGGAUGCUGCUUCUGGACUGGUAUUUUUGUGUUUUGUUACAGAU
Messenger RNA from Carcharodon carcharias (great white shark), 2184 nucleotides. RefSeq names its product putative protein FAM172B. The transcript has a single exon. Bases 982 to 2031 code for a protein of 349 amino acids. Gene Ontology annotation, biological process: regulatory ncRNA-mediated heterochromatin formation. NCBI's taxonomy places the organism in Eukaryota, Metazoa, Chordata, Chondrichthyes, Lamniformes, Lamnidae. Gene Ontology annotation, molecular function: siRNA binding. Gene Ontology annotation, cellular component: nucleus. The record is from RefSeq and is a predicted model, not a curated record.